Molecule: messenger RNA, 1383 nt
Organism: Aegilops tauschii subsp. strangulata
Lineage: Eukaryota; Viridiplantae; Streptophyta; Magnoliopsida; Poales; Poaceae
Source: RefSeq, a predicted model, not a curated record
AGUCUCCAAGAAUGGAACCUUCGCUUGGCAAACCGGAGCUCGUGUAUGUCUGCAAAACAUACCUCAUCUAUGUCUGCAAACCGUAGCUUGUUUGUGGCACGGUCUCCAACUCAUCUAGUUAAUAAGGUCAUACAUGUGGGGGUGGAUGAACUGCACAAAGUCAUGGAGAAGUCAACAAAGUGUUCCAAGUACACAAAGGGCCACAUCCCUUCAGCCGUACGGUUUCUGAACUGUGGAUAUGCACCUUCAGCUGAAGAGUGGAGCAACGCGCAACGUAUCUGUAAGAUAUUGCAGAGGUUGCAUAUAUACAUGGAUGAGAUGAACACUUGUCAUUGCCCAGCCGACCUCCUUGACCAGUUAUGGGGUGCAAAACGAGCUCUACAUCCAGAGGAUAGUUUUUAUGGGGACAAAACAGUUUCGAAAGAGCUAAAAGAGAUGCAACAGAAAUUUACAGAAUGCUGGAAUCUCUAUUGCUUAAAUAUCUGUCUACCUGUGAUCAUGGAUCCUUCAAAGCGUCUGGAAUGCAUCAAGUCUUGUCUGCGUCCGAAGUUGUACAAUUAUUGCUUGAGGCACGAAUUGGACAAGGAUAUAGAAGAUUAUUUUCAGGAAGUGCAUGACAUGUUGAUCAACCUCUUCUAUGAAUAUUCUGAUCAGGUGGAAGACACUAGCAUCACAUCUGGGCCUAAAACUAGCAGGAACAUUGUUGUGAAGGGAGAUGAUAUGCUGAUGCAAUAUUAUCAUCAUAUUACCUAUCCAUUUAGCACGCGUCCAAUGAUAGAGCUUCAUCAGUACUUGCAAGAGCCAGGUCCCUGUACGGCUGAGCAAACCGUUCUACAAUGGUGGAAGGAACAUAGUCUGACCUACCCCACAAUCGCUCGGAUGGCACGUGAUAUAUUGGCAAUACCAGCCAGUACUGAAUGCGGUGUAGCAAUAAGGACUGCAAGACGAACAAUUUGUCAGUCUAGUAAACACUGGGUUGAGGAGACUGUCUGUACUCAGGAUUGGCUCACAUCUUAUGGUUCUUUAAGCGAAAUGCCAAACGGUGCUCUUUUUGAGUGAAUACUCCGACCUUCCGAAUGUUCCAUUAUUCAAGAACGGCAAUGGAAUCCUCUCACAUGACUUUUGUCUAGACUUCAGACAAUUUUGCGGCAGUCUGAUAAGUUCAUCCGAUAACUUGGAAUCUUUGGAGCAUGCUAAGUUCAUAUAUUAGUAGUUCUAGUUACAAAUGGAAGUGGUCAGGCCUUUGUACGCCAUCUGAUGAUUUAUUUUGGUGCAAAAGUUAGAGCACUAUUCCUUGUAUACAUUUCAUCUGGUUAUCCUUGGCUGUUUUGUUUGGAUGCUUACUCGUAUCCUCUUCAAGCGCAUUGCAUUCAUUCCAUUUUC